Mya arenaria is the source of this 6373-nucleotide messenger RNA. RefSeq names its product B-cell linker protein-like. The transcript is spliced from 13 exons. Gene Ontology annotation, biological process: cell surface receptor protein tyrosine kinase signaling pathway; intracellular signal transduction. Bases 134 to 2011 code for a protein of 625 amino acids. Lineage: Eukaryota; Metazoa; Mollusca; Bivalvia; Myida; Myidae. The record is from RefSeq and is a predicted model, not a curated record.
CAGAAGCUACCAGGAAGUGCAAAGCAGGAAGUUUUAAAAGUUUAUUAACUUUUUAGAUAGCUGUUGAUUUGUUAUUGUAUGCUAGCUAGAAGGAAGAUAUACUAUAUUAUUUGUAUAUUUUAUAAAGAUUAAGAUGCCGUCCAAGUCCAAGUUGCCGCCUCCCCCUGCCCGCUCAGGUGGCGGUCGCCCUCUCCCUCCAGAUCCAACGUCUUUUGGAUCUAGUGACGCACCCCCUCCACUGCCAUCCCGCCCUGCCCCACAUCGACCAGAUAGAGGUGCACCCCAACAGCCACCACCACCCACACAUGACAGUUCAGACAGCGAAGAAGCCUAUGAGGAGCCGGACAGCUCAGCUGCCCCACCACCCCCUGUUGUCCGCCACAUGCCCCCACCCCCUCGAGGACCUGUGGAAGAGGAAACGUAUGACGCCUGCGAGAUCGAACAGCAAGAAGAUGAGUUUGAACAGGAGGAAUACGCUGAAUGUGAACUUAAAGAGGAGCCGGAAGCACAGGGGGAUUCUUUGUAUGAAAUGGGUGAUGUCGAAGAUGAGGUAGAGGAAGAGUCUGAGGAGGAGGAAGAGGACCUCCCUCCCCCACCCCAGGAGGAAUUAAUCCAGGAGGACACAUAUGAGUUUGUGCCUGGGGAGGCAAUGACAGCAGAGCCCACUCACCCCGUCCCACCUGUACCCCCGUCCCUUCCCAGCCGCCCAGCACCUUCACGACCUAUGCACAGGGAUGCCAGUCCAGAGCCUGUUCCGGAACGACCUGCAGCGAAUAAAACCAAAAAAGUAUCGGGUGACGGUGCCGUUAUGUUGGGUAUUUCCCAAAACGAGCUAGCAAACAAACUUAACAGACUAAAGAAAAUUUCGACGUCUGAAAAUUCGGAACCUCCCCCAAAACAGGAAGUACAAAAGCAAGAGACGGCACCUGUUGGCUCAUCUUUUCAACAACGAAUGGCUUUGUUCAAAACGGCAGAAAAAGAUGACCCUGAAGGUGACGGGUCCGACUUAAGCUCACAAAUUGCUAAUGCUCGAAAAUCUUUAAAAUCCCGCCCUCAACUGCCUUCAAAACCCAGACGUUCAAAUUCCCCUCAAACAACCCUUUCUGUACAAGCAACUCCAAAUAUAGGUAAUUCAAAAUCAGAUAGUGAUUACAGAGGUGCAAAGCCUAAAAUUGCUGUAAGAAAUCGCUCCCCUACGCCUGUAAGAACUCCACCAGAUUUUGAUAAUAAUGAAAACAUGCCAAGUUUAACUAUAAAACAAAGAAUGGCAUUGAUCAGUGGCAUACAUAGUGAAACUCCAUUUAAAGCCAGCAAUAAGAAUUCAGAAACCCAAGACAAACCCCCUCUCCCCGUAAAGCCCAGUAAGCAACCCCCACGCACCCCUGCAAAGCCUGGGAAAACUGCACCUGGGAGUUUACAGCCCAAGAGCACAGUACGCCCUUACGGCUAUGACCUCGUUCCAUCAAGAACAACAGACAGGGAUACCACAGCUAGUGUGCAGAUGAAGCCCAUGGAAAAGCCAGUUACUCCAGUGGUAGAAAGAAAGAUAACUCCUGCCCCCGCCCCACCCCCGCCACAACCGCCUGCUCAAGAGUGGGAGCAAGAUGAGACAUAUGACGAUGCCUCCAGCUAUGUUCCCCCUCAAGAUCCCCUGAGUAAGGAGGAGUGGUACCAUGGUAACAUAGAACGUCGCGAAACUGAGUCACGCCUUAACCAAAUCGGACAGGAUGGAACAUUCCUUGUUCGCAAGAGUAAACAGGGCGGAGACAAGCAGCCGUACACGCUGGUCGUCUUAUACCAGAGUCACGUGUACAACCUGAAGGUCCGCGUACGAGACGACAAUCAGGUUGCCCUCGGGGAAUGGAAGGACGAUGAACUGGCAUUUCAAGACGUAUCCACCUUAGUCGACCAUCACAAGAAACAUGAAGUGAUUCUGGUCAAUGUCAAGCAAAACAAACAAUAUCAAACCCUCCUGCGACGAUUCCCCAUUAGAAUCAAUGGAUUCUCAUAGAAGUUACCUCCCUUGUGGAUGUUUUAUUACCUCCCUUGUGGAAGUUUUAUUAUCUCCCUUUGUGGAUCUUCAGUUGGAAAUGCAUUUCCAUACGUGAUCUUCAGUGGAAUUGCAGACGUUAAAUUUUCCAGGAAAUCCUAAUAAUUCUUUAGGGUUAUAAUAAAAGUCUGUGGAAUGUUUUUUUUUAUUUAAUUUUUUAUUAAUUUUGCUCUUUUUUCUGUAUAAGCUAAAUAGCCAUGCAUUUGCUUGGCACCUUGAACUGUUUACUCUAUGCUAAGUAUAACCAACUAUUUUGAAUAAUUAUUACAGGUAUUUGUAUAAAAAUUAAUCUUGCAUUUCUUUUUUAAUUUUUGUUUUAUAAAAGUACUACAUAUCUGUAUUUAUUAAAUGAUCAAUUUUAGUUUGUACCAACGGUUGCAACUUGCACUUAGGGAACCCGGAUGAAUUUGAAUUUUGAUCAAAGACUUUUGUAUUUGCCAGUUGUAUUCAAUGUUUUUCAUAAUUUCAUUUUAAGCCUUAAAAUGAAGUGCUGGAAAAAGGGGUAAACAAGGUGAAUUGGCACGUGUGUUAUGCCCGUAAUGCUACAUGGCGAUGAUGAAAAUCCCCUGGUAUGUGACCCAAAUCCCCUUAAAUUCUGGACAUGAUCCCCUCGGGAGCCUUUCAAAAUUAUGGCAAUUUGUGUUUUUUCGUACUUGCGUCUUAAAAUACUUUGAAAUUUUGCCAAAUUAGAUCUGCUAAAAAUCCCCUUGAAUACUUCCAAAAUCCCCCUGAAUUUUCAGACUUUUGAACAAUUCCCCCUGAAUGGUCUCCAGAAAAUAUGGCAUGUAUGUUUUAAGGGGUUUAAUUAAAAAAAAUAUAUAUGCAAUGUUUUUGUGGAACCUUAUGGAAGUUGAGUUAUUUUGCUUCCUUUUAUGAACAAACACCGAACAGCAACUGGCAUCUAUUAAUUUGAACAAAUUUUGUAAAUCAGAGCCCAAAAAUCAAUUUAAUUUUCAAUAGUGUUACUAUGAAUUUUCGGCAGAAUAGAGCUUUUUCUAUCACAUUUUUAAGAACUUAUUAAGGUUAGAGCUCUUAUAUGAAUUUGUGGUGAUGUUUUUCACAUUUCACACACAAUUUUUUUUUUUAAUGUCAGAUGCUAUAUAACGCGAAUGAGUGCCUUUAAGAUAUCUCAUGUACAAUUUUGUCAAUUCUGCGAGCUUGUUUAUCCCAUUGUAAUUUUGUUUGGAUAAGGUGGUGCUAAAUUCUUUGAUAAUCCCGUCUGGCAUAUGUUUAUUCAAGAAAGUAAAUAAUACUAAUUUCUCCAAGCUGCAACUUUGGGCAUGAAUAUAUCUUUUUUUGAACAAGCAUGAUUGAAGAUUUAGAACUCCCUAGAAUUUAUAAAAUAUUGACAUAUUUUAGGAUAUCAUUUGAGAUUAAUGAUUUAAUUUUGCGUCCAAAUUUUAUUUUAGCGUUAGCUAAUUUUCUUUAGAUAUAGAUGUUUUCAGUUUGAGCAAAUCUGUUAAAUUUAAAACUUUACAAUCAGAUUCUGUAGAUGUAGACUUUUUGUAGAAAAAUAUGGCUAUUGAGUGCUUAUAUGUAAUUAGGCGUUUUUACGAUAAAGUGUAUUUUAUUAUUACUAAAGCAGUCCAUCCAUAAUCAAUAAAUUGACAAUAAUAUUUUCCUUCAUUCAACUCCAAACACCAUUUAUGUAUAUUAAAAAUUUGCAAAUAAUUUAAAAAUGUAAAUUAAAUAAUGUUUUAAUAUUUUUUUAUUUAUUUAUACUAAAAAUUAUAUAACAGCAGGAUAAGUAUAAUGUUGAUAAUAUGAAUAUUCACUCAGUCUUUAUAAAAAAUCAUUCCAAAUUAUUGGGUCGAUGGUUAGAACUUUGUUUAUAUCAAUAACGGGAUUAAUCGAUUAAUAUCCAAUGAUCAUGUGCAAAAUCGAUAUUUUCAAUGUAGUUGAAAAUACUGUUUUAUGAUGAAAAUAAUAUGUGGACAUUUAAAUCACUUGUAUGCAUUUUAUUAUAUCUUGAACUUCAUUCCACCAAGCAGGACUUGUUUAAUCAUGCUCCAAUAUGGUUAUUUUAUGUGCAUAAUAUUCCACAGUGUUAAUGAAUAAAGUAAAAAAGUUGUUUUUAUUAUAUAGUAUGUAUGCAGUAUGCAUGUACUGUACUGUAUAAGAGUAUACUUUAAAUAUUCCAUGUUGUGUAUAAAUUGAAUAAUUUUAAUGAUUAUGAGAUCUAAAUUGUUUUUGAUAAUAUUAGGGCUCAAAAUUAAAUGUUUGUUUCGGGUAACAUCCCCAAAAUUACUAGGUAGGGUAGGUAGGAUUUUUUUUAAUUAUAUUUUUAUUUUCUUGAAAAUAGCCCUACUCCUUGCAAAUGUCAUUCAUAUAUUGCAGUUGUAUGGGGUUUAAUUUGUAUGUUUAACUUUUUUUUUUUCUUUUCUUUUUUUGGACAAAAUUACUAGGGUCUGCAGCCUUUUUUAGGUAGGGUCUGGUUACCUGAAACAAACAAUUAUUUUUCAGGCCCAGUCAGUAUUUAAACAUGUACAUUGUACACAAAUAUACAUUUUUGUAUAUUUUUAUCAGAGAUAUAUUUAUAUUGUUAUACUAAAUUUACCAGAACAUUCCAACUAAUUUUAACUACCCUAGUUAAGGUAUUUCACCUACAAAACAGAUAGAAUGUCAUAGCUCUAUCAUCCAUAAUAUUUAAUGGCAUCCUGUCAUAGCUCCAUCAGCCAUAAUGUUAAAUGUUGAUGCAUCAAGACCCUUUACAAUUUUGUAUUAUUUGAAAGAGAAGCUGAUUAGGCAACUAUAAAUAAGUUGCUAGAUUUUCCCCGCUCCCCCCAUUUGUUUUUCCGCCACUCCUUAAAUUUGAUUGUUUAUGCAAUAAGAAAGAGAAUGAUCACAUAUUCAAUGUUUAAACUUUUCAUAAAACAAUUACGGGUGAUUCGAGUAGAAAUAAAAAUAAAUUAAUUAAAACUCAGCUUUAUUAUUCAUUUUUUCUGAACAUUUAUUUUACACAUUCGUAAUCAUUAUGCAAUACUUUUUCAAAUGAUGCCAAAAUUAUAUGCGGUCACCUGGCUUCAAAAUUUAAAAUUAUUGCUCAUGGCGUGGUGAAAUUACGAGGUUCCAUGAAAUACCCUAGGUGUUGGAUCACUUCUUGUGCCAUAAGCUUGGAAAACGUUAUUUAUUCCAUAUCUUGCCUUUUUUUUACAAUUCCAUGUAUAACCCACCUUAUUUAAGAUACACAAAUAAUAUGUUAAAGCUAAAAUAAUGUAAAAAUUACAUAAUCAAAAUAUCUAUUUUAUAUAAUUAACAUGUUUUAAACAAACAAGUCUUUAGCUUAACUCUUUUUGAAGGUAUACGGUAAACACACAUUUACACUGAAAAUUGCAUAGAGGAUAAUUGUUGUUUCUGAGUAAGAUCAUAGUAUAUUUCACUGAGCGAUGUUCACAAAGUGAAAUAUUUUGUGAUUUUACACUUAAACCAACAAUUUUUCUUUUUAUUCUUUUGUCUUAAAUGUAACAUAAAAUGACAUUUUAUUGUAGUUUUUCAGAAAAGCGGGUCAAACUGUAUUUGAACGUAAUUUCCAUUUUGGUAAAUGAAGUCGUUGACAUUUUGUCCCAGCUCUGUCUGGGCACGCUGAAUCUUGAUUUGGAAGUGAGAGUGGGCUAAAAUUUCACACAGUAAAAAUAUCAAAUUGAUAUUUCACUGUGAUUUAAACAUUGAAAUAUCAUUUUUAUUUCACUGAUAAAUAUCUAUAAAUCACCAGAAAGCAUAAAAUAAAUGUGUUUAACGAGUCUCUACUCUCUCACUUGAAUAAUUGUUGAGUUAUGCCUGUUGCUUUAUUGAACGAAACAAAAGCAAAUUACCAGGGGCACUGAUAACAAACAGGUUUAAGUCUGAGUCUAGACUCAGAGUCAUCCUUAUUCUAUCAGUUUUACAAUAAUUAUCGUGAAUAAUUGUGCAAUUGCGAACAGUCAUAAAAAUUUGGUCAUCAAAAAUCAACUAGAUAAAAAGAUACAACGAAAUAAAGAUUUGCAGUUUUUCCACUGAAGUCUGGACUUCGACUGUGACUUGAGACUGUUCGUAAUCAUGGCCCCAGAAGCAACCACAUACAUUCUGGGAACAAAAUAUUGCCAUUUGUUAUAAGAUUUUAGUAUGCAAUUAGUUAGUAAAUGUUUUAUGUAAAAAAUAUGAUAUAAUAAUUCUGUGAUUCAUGUUAAUUGACGGGUUUGUGUGUGUAAACUUGGCUGUGUAGUUAUUCUAAAUAAAGGCAUUUAAAUCGUUUGUUUUCUAACCUCAUCUGUAAUUGUUUGUGUGUCUGCAGAUUAAUUCUUCCACUUCUGUAAUUAAGCUGAAAUAAAUAUGAACAAUUAUUAA